AUGGAUACCCUUUUCAACUCCACAAAGACGAAUCCUAGAGGAAUUCCGGAAGCCCCAUUUGUAGAGAAAGUGGAAGAAUUUAUUAAGGACCCUAAUGACUUCGACCUAUGUUUCAGUAAGUUUCAAGAACGAUUGUCCAAGUACAAGUUUAUGCAAGAGUCCAAAUCGAGCAAUAUAAGCCAGUUAAAGAUAAGAAUUCCCGACUUGGAAAAUAGUCUAAAGAUAUGUCGUACUCUCAAGUCAAAGGAUGAACCGGUUGAGACCAGCUAUCAAUUGAACGAUACCCUAUUCACAAAAGCCCAGGUUGAGACUGGUGAAGACCUGCAGAUUGGGCUAUGGCUUGGGGCAGAUGUGAUGUUGGAGUACCCAGUAAGCGAAGCCAUCGAACUAUUGACUGAAAAAUUGGCAGACGCAAAGGAAAAUCUGAGAAUCUCUACGGAAGACAUGGAGUUUCUGAGAGAGAAUAUUACUACUAUGGAGGUUAACUGCGCAAGAUUGUAUAAUUGGGAUGUAGAGAGGAGGCAGGCCUUAAAACAGGCAGAGCAAGGUACCGAAAAGUUGAAGAUUUAA
Torulaspora delbrueckii is the source of this 570-nucleotide messenger RNA. RefSeq names its product tubulin-binding prefolding complex subunit PAC10 (gene PAC10). Gene Ontology annotation, molecular function: tubulin binding. Gene Ontology annotation, cellular component: cytoplasm; prefoldin complex. The transcript has a single exon. The coding region runs from base 1 to 570 and encodes 189 amino acids. Lineage: Eukaryota; Fungi; Ascomycota; Saccharomycetes; Saccharomycetales; Saccharomycetaceae. The record is from RefSeq and is a predicted model, not a curated record. Gene Ontology annotation, biological process: tubulin complex assembly; protein folding; microtubule-based process.